AUGACCAGUCCGAAACGAGGUAGCUUGAGCGAUAAAGAGAAUAUCAUUCACCCUACUCCUUCUCAUCCACACGCUGUUUCGCCACGCAAAAGGCGGUCAUCGUCCAUCAUCCAACAUCUCGAACCAGAUACGUUAGAUACAAAGAUCGAUCAAUCACUAAACCCAAAUUUGAAUGCCGAUUGGGUCCAUUACAAAGGUGCAUGGGUUAUUCAUAUUGUGUUGAUAAUUCUUCUCAAACUUUUCUUGGACAUCUUGACCGUAUUAGAUAAUGACUGGAGAUGGGCAUUGACAAACGUUAUUUAUGACAUUGGAUCAUACAUCAUGUUCCACCAAGUCAAAGGUACGCCCUUUGAAUUCAAUUCUGGAGCAUACGACAACUUAACUAUGUGGGAGCAAAUUGACAAUGGGGACCAGUAUACUCCCACGAAAAAAUUUUUAAUGAUUGUGCCUAUAGCGUUGUUCUUGGUCUCAACUCAUUAUUCGAAUUACAACCUUUACCUGUUUACGGUAAGCGGUAUAAGUUGUUUAUGUGUCGUGGUUCCAAAAUUGGCCAUUGCACAUAGAUUGAGAGUAACACUUUACUAA
Messenger RNA from Clavispora lusitaniae ATCC 42720, 585 nucleotides. It is a transcript of the gene ORM1, whose product is annotated as sphingolipid homeostasis protein. Gene Ontology annotation, cellular component: endoplasmic reticulum membrane. Gene Ontology annotation, biological process: ceramide metabolic process; intracellular sphingolipid homeostasis; sphingolipid biosynthetic process. Lineage: Eukaryota; Fungi; Ascomycota; Pichiomycetes; Serinales; Metschnikowiaceae. The record is from RefSeq and is a predicted model, not a curated record.